AUGUUAGUAAAAUGCGAAACUAAGAGUCAGCGUGUGAAAAGUAUAUCAUUCCAUCCAAAGGUUGAUUUGGUAUUAGCUGGUUUACAUAAUGGAGUAAUACAAUUAUGGGACUAUAGAAUAGGUAUAUUGAUAAAUAAGUUUGAAGAACAUGAAGGACCAGUAAGAGGAAUAUGCUUUCACUCCGUUCAACCUCUUUUUGUUAGUGGUGCAGAUGAUUAUUUAAUAAAAGUAUGGAAUAUACAUUUAAAAAAAUGUGUUUUUAAUUUAACUGGGCAUUUAGAUUAUAUAAGAACAGUACAAUUUCAUUUAAAUUAUCCAUGGAUAUUAUCUGCUUCUGAUGAUCAAACAAUUCGUAUUUGGAACUGGCAGAGUAGAGUAUGUAUAGCCAUACUAACUGGUCAUAACCACUAUGUAAUGUGUGCUGAAUUUCACCCAGUAUAUGAUUUAAUAGUAUCAGGAAGUUUAGAUAAAACAAUAAGAGUAUGGGAUAUUAAAUUGUUGCGUGAAAAAAAUGUAAUUCAUUCUAGUAAUAGUAUAAGUGCUGGUAGUGGUGGAAUAUCUGGAAUUAUGUCUGCUUCAGAAAAACCAUAUGGUCUUGAUAUUUCAAAUAGUUUAUUGGGUGUUCAUAUAGAUAAUGGAAUGAAUGCCCAUUUAAUGGGUUCUUCUUUACAUCAACAAAGUAGUAAUAAUAAUAUGUUUGGAGCUUCAGAUGCUAUUUGUAAAUUUAUUUUAGAUGGACAUGAAAAAGGAAUAAAUUGUUGUGCAUUUCACCAUAACUUACCUAUUAUUGCAUCUGGUUCAGAUGAUAAGUUAAUAAAAUUAUGGAGAUAUAAUGAUAAUAAAUGCUGGGAAUUAGAUACAUUAAGAGGGCAUUUUAAUAAUGUAUCAAGUUUAUUAUUUCAUAAAAAUAACGACGACUUAUUAUUAAGUAAUAGUGAAGAUAGAACUAUGCGUAUAUGGGAUAUAACAAAAAGAGUUUGUAUACAUACGUUUAGAAGAGAAAAUGAUAGAUUUUGGAUUUUAGCAUUUAAACCUAAUUCUAAUUUUAUUGCAUCUGGUCAUGAUAGUGGUAUGGUUAUUUUUAAAUUUGAUAAAGAGAAAUGCCCAUACGAUAAAAAUGAUAGUUCUCUCUUCUAUUGUAAAGAUAAACAAAUUGUUAUGUAUAGUAUAUAUACAAAUGAAUAUAUUAAUAUGUUUCCAGUAAAAAAAAAUACAAAUCCAAUGACAUCUAAUUAUUACAAAUUAUUUGUUAAUAAUUUUUGUACUACCCAUAUUGCUAUCAUAUUUUUAUAUAAAGAAGAAGAAAAUCUUUCAUACGACUUAAUAAUUUGUAAUGGCAUAAAUAGUGCACCCAAUAAACCUACUCAUACUAUUCCACAAGCCUAUUCAAAUUCUCCAUUAGGUGUUUUGAAAUCAUGGGUUAAACGGGAUAAUAUACCAAAGGCUCAAGUAGCUAGCGAAAAUGAUACACCAUUUAAUUCUGAAUCAGUUAAUUAUGUAAUUAAAAAUAAAAGUUGUUUAUAUGCUACAUUUUUUUCGAGAAAUAAAUAUAUUUUUGUUGAAAAAAAAAAUGUUAAUAGUGGAGUGAGUAAUACCAGUUCAUAUAUAAUAAAUAUACAUAAUUUUCCUGAUGAUAAUUUAUAUAAAAGAAUAGAAGUACCUUUCAAAAUUGAACAUAUAUAUUCAUUAAAUAAUAAUAAAAUUAUUAUUUGUUCAGAAAAUAAAAUAUAUUUAUAUGAUAUAAAUUUAAAAAGUAUACUAAAUGAAAUGCAUCAUACAGAUAUUAUUAUAUCUGUUGAAAUUGUUAAGGAAUAUAUAGCUUUUGUAUUUAAAUAUAAUAUAGUAAUUACUACUAUAGAUUUAAAUCAUUUAUGCACAGUACAUGAAAAUAUAAGAAUAAAAACAGGUACUUGGGAUAGCUGUGGAAAUAAAAAUGUUUUUAUAUAUAAUACACAUACACAUUUAAAAUAUUUAUUAACAAAUGGUGAAAGAGGAUUGAUUAAAUAUAUGGAAGAACCAGUAUACUUAUUUAAAGUAUAUAAUAAUAAAAUUUAUUAUAUAAAUAGAAAACAUAAUGUAAUUAGCGAGCCAUUAAAUGAUAUUGAAUACAUGUUUAAGUUAGCAUUAAUUAAUAAUGAUGAAGCAAUGGCUUAUUACUAUCUAGAAAUGUAUAGAAAUUCUCAAAAUAAAAAUGAAAAUAAUAAUGGAAAUAAAAGUAUAUAUUUUAGUUAUAACUUAAUUGGAUAUAUUAAGAAAAAAGGAUUUGCAAAUUUAGUUCUUCAAAUUGUUAAUAAUAAUCACAUAAUUUUCAACAUGUCUAUACAGUUAGGACAUAUUGAAAAUGCAUUAAAAGCUGCCAAAAAAAUAGAUAAGAAGCAUAUAUGGAAUAUUUUAAGUACCCAUGCAUUAUUAUUAGGAAAUUAUGAAAUAGCAGAAUAUUCAUUACAAAAAAUUAAAGCAUAUGACAAAUUAUCAUUUUUAUAUUUUUUUAGUGGCAACAUAGAAAAAUUAAAAAAAAUGUUAUCAAUUUCAUUAAUACGUAAAGAUUUUAUUUCAACAUUUUUAAAUUCAUUAUAUAUUGGAGAUAUUGAACAGAGAAUAAAUAUAUUUAUACAACAAAAUCAAUGUAAUUUAGCUUUAUUAUGCUCUCACCUUUAUAAUAUUCCUAUCAACUUAUCUGAAAAGGAAUUUGGAUUUGAUAUUACAAAUUGCAAUUACCUUCCUCCAAAAUCUUAUUAUUUAUCCCCCCCAAUCCCUCUCAUCAAAAUUAAAGAUGUUGAAAAACAAAGUUUUGAAAAAAUUUCUGAAAAAAAUUCUGAACAAAAUAUACCUAAUUGGAAUAGUUCAUAUAACUGGCCCGUUAAAGUUAUGGAGAAUACAAAAAAUUAUUAUUACAGUGCUCAAGAAAAUCAAAUGGCACAAAAAGAUAAAAUGAAAUAUGCAGAACAAAUAGGUGGUAUAAAUCCAACACAUAAUCAUUUACAUAUGAGCCAUCCACAUAGUAAUAGUCGAAUAAAUCAACUAGAUCCUAACUCACAAUAUUAUAAUAAUCAUAUAGAUCAAAGAUUUGACGAUAAAAAUAGUAGUCUUGGUGAUAACAAUGAUAUAUGGAAAGACGAUGUUAAUGAUGAUGAUAUAAAUAUCGAUUUACCAGAAAAUCAUGAUAAUACAUUAUUUAAUUUGAAUAAUAAUAAAGGUGGAAAAAUAGUUAGAGGAGAAAAUGUAAUAUUAAAAUCUUUGAAAAAAAAUGGCAAAAUUAGUGAUCAUAUAAAAGCAGGAAAUAUUCAAAUUGCUUUAAAAUUAAUUUCAAAAAAAUAUGGAAUUAUAGAUAUGAAACCAUUUAAACAAAUUAUAAAAAAUGUUUAUAUUUCUACAUAUGCAUAUAUAACACCUAUUCAAAAUUUUAUUCCUUUAAAAAUUCCAAUAAAUAUUAAUGAAUAUAAUUUACCUGACCAUGUUAAUAAUAAUUUAAGUACAACAUAUAUUACAAAAAAUUUUCUUUUUAAUCAAGUAAAAAAAGCACAUAAAUUAGUGACUCAAGGAAAAUUUUCAUCAGCUUUAUCUUUGUUCAGAAAUAUUUUAUAUAGUAUGAUUUUUGUUAAUACAAAUGAAAAUGAAAAGGAAUUAAAUGAAUAUCUUGAUAUGUGUAAAAACUAUAUUUUUGCUAUGAGAUUAGAGGAAGAAAGAAAUGCUACUGCUAAUGAUGAUCCACGAAGAAGUUUAGAAUUAAUGGCAUAUUUUACAUGUUGCUCUUUACAAAAUUCACAUCUUUAUCUUGUCCUUCGAAGAGGAAUGGGUUUAGCUUGGAAGGCACAAAAUUAUGUCACUGCUGGCUCGUUUGCUAAACGAUUAAUAAAUGGAAAUUAUGAAAACAUAAAAGGAUCUGAUGAAGAAAUCACAAAAGCAAAAAAAAUAUUACUUGUUUGUGAACAGAAGAGCACAGAACAAUAUAAUAUUGAUUACGACCCGAAUGAUUACAAUAAUAUAAAAAUAUGUAGUAUGAGUCUCACUAAAAUUAAUCCGAAUGAGGAAAUUGUCACAUGCCCCUUUUGUCAUUCCAUUGCAAAAAAAAGUUUUGCAUCCAAGUUGUGUUCUAAUUGUGUAGUUGCGCAAUUAGGAAUAAAAGCUCUUGGAUUUGAUUUUUUAAAUAAAAAUAUUUAA
Plasmodium vinckei vinckei is the source of this 4161-nucleotide messenger RNA. Its product is annotated as coatomer alpha subunit, putative. Gene Ontology annotation, biological process: retrograde vesicle-mediated transport, Golgi to endoplasmic reticulum; intracellular protein transport; intra-Golgi vesicle-mediated transport. NCBI's taxonomy places the organism in Eukaryota, Apicomplexa, Aconoidasida, Haemosporida, Plasmodiidae. The record is from RefSeq and is a predicted model, not a curated record. The transcript is spliced from 4 exons. Bases 1 to 4161 code for a protein of 1386 amino acids. Gene Ontology annotation, molecular function: protein binding; structural molecule activity. Gene Ontology annotation, cellular component: COPI vesicle coat.